Molecule: messenger RNA, 2139 nt
Organism: Talpa occidentalis (Iberian mole)
Lineage: Eukaryota; Metazoa; Chordata; Mammalia; Eulipotyphla; Talpidae
Product: melanoma-associated antigen 10-like
Exons: 3
Coding region: 678-1625 (315 amino acids)
Biological process (GO): negative regulation of transcription by RNA polymerase II
Cellular component (GO): nucleus
Source: RefSeq, a predicted model, not a curated record
CCAGAGGAGAUAGACCUAAGCCAUACCUGGAGUAAAGACUACCUCAAGGGAGGGCAGAGGAAACCACCCCUUCCCAGAACAGAUGGGUCCAGUCCCUGUUGUCAGUCUUGGGAGAAUAGACAGGGGUAGCUGGAUGUACUGUCUCUUCACUUUUGUCAUGAGGGCCUCAGUCUGAGCACGAAGGCAAGUCGUUGAGGGAGCCACAUAAGGUCAGAAAAGGGAAAAAUCCGCACCUUUUACCAGAAAUCAAGGUUCCUGGGGGCAAAGUGUGCAGGAAGACAAGAGCUCUGUGAGACUCCAGAUUAUUCCAUAACCAGGAGACCUGUGUGCUGGUUCCUGUCUCCCACUAGCUGCUGCCACCAGGAAGCCAUCAUGUCUUUCUUAGCAAAGCGUCCACGUGUCACAUUUGAUAGUGGCUUUGGGGUCCCAGAGACAGAGGACCCACAGGACCUGAUGGCGGCGCAGGUGCCCACAGAUGAGGAGGAGCAUGACCUCUCCCCCACUUCCCUGUGCUCUUUCACUUUCUCCUACCCCUCAGCCUCGUCCUCCCCCAUGUCCUCUCCAGUUAGCAGGGAGGAGGGGAGGAGGGGGAAGAGCAGGAGGAGGAGGAGCAUGACCUCUCCCCCACUUCCCUGUGCUCUUUCACUUUCUCCUACCCCUCAGCCUCGUCCUCCCCCAUGUCCUCUCCAGUCAGCAGGGAGGAGGAGGAGGAGGAGGUGAAUGAGGAGGGGGUGAAGGCGGAGGAGGGGCAGGAGGAGCAGGAAGAGCAGAAGGUCCCUGCUGUUGUGACCUUGGAUCCUCCCCAGAGUCCUCAGAGUUGUGGCCCCUCUCCACCAUCUGGCAGCCAAGAAAAGGCGGAUGCAAGCUGCUCGCAGAUGUCAGCAUGCCCUGACCCUGGGCCCAGAGAUCCGCUGGAGGAGAAGGUGACAGAUUUGGUGCAGUUCCUGAUCCUCAAGUAUCAAUCCAGGGAGCCCAUCACAAAGGCAGAAAUGCUGAAGGCGGUCAUUAAAAGUCAUAAGAAACGAUUCCCUGUGAUCUUCAAGAGAGCUGCUAAGUGGUUGGAGGUGAUCGCUGGCAUUGAUGUGAAGGAAGUGGACCCCACUAUCCACUCCUAUGUCCUUCUCAGCUCAGUGGAUCUCCCCUGUGAUGAGAUGCUUGGUGACAAGGAAGGUGUGCCUAAAAGUGGCCUCCUGAUUAUCAUCCUGGGCGUGAUUUUCAUCGCGGGCAACUGCAUCCCUGAGGAAGAUAUCUGGGAUUUCCUGAAUGUGUUGGGGGUGUAUGCUGGCAGGGAGCACUUCCUCUAUGGGGAGCCCAGGAAGCUCCUCACCAGAGAUUGGGUGCAGCAGAAUUACCUGGAGUACCGCCAGGUGCCCAACAGUGAUCCUCCACGUUAUGAAUUCCUGUGGGGCUCAAGGGCUUAUGCCGAAACCAACACAAAGAAAAUUCUGGAAUUUUUGGCUAAGAUCAAAGGGACUGACCCCAUUUCUUUCUCAUGCUGGUAUGAGGAAGCUUUAAGAGAGGAGGAAGAGAGAGCUAGGGCCAGAAUUAAGCCCACGGAUAGUUCUCCCAGCACAGUCACUGGGCAGCAAGGGUCUGCAGCUUCUCCUGCCCCAGGUGAAGAAUGAGUCCCAAUCUUCACCGUGGGUUUGAGGAGGGCUGUGGAGAGGGUGGGGAGCAGGCUAGGGAGAGCACAGUGUUCCAACGGCUCUACAGUCGUCUUCUGUAUCAGUGACCAAAAGUGCCCUUGGUAUUUCUUCUUAAUAGAAGGUUGAUGACAUUUGGAAUCUAAGUUUACAAAUGACAUUGGUCACACGUUUAUAACUGUUCAUGAACUUAAGAGCAAGAGUUUGGAUUGUUUGUGAAUUUAAGAAUAAGAGUUUUGAUAUUUCACAAGGAAAAUUGGGGCACCUUUCAUUCUAUUUUGUGAACUGGAACAAGAUAAGAUGACAUUGGAAAAGGAAUUUCCUUGGGAAUGUGAACGAAUUAAUCUGAAAAUAGAGAAGAAAAUGUAACAGUGAUUUACUUUCAGAAUCUCUUAACCACUUUUGUCUGCUGUGCUGUAAAAUUAAAAGAUAUAGAUAGAUCCAAUCUGCUUGGCUUAUUGAAGAGAGUAGGAGUAAUCGAAUAAAUGCUGUUAAA